GCUGCUGGCGGGGCUGCGGACAUCAGUUCAGUGAACCAAGCGACCUGAUGAGGAUUGCCGUGGUCUUCUUGUGUGUGGCCCUGAUGGCCGUGGUCGCCCACGCCUCGCCGGGCCGGAGGUACGGCGGCGGCGGCGGAGGUGGAGGCAAGAGCCGGGGAGGCGGAGGCGGCAGGAGCUACGGAGGAGGUGGAGGAAGCAGGGGUGGUGGAGGAGGAGGAUAUGGUGGAGGAGGAGGAGGAGGAGGUGGAAGAAAGAGUGGUGGUGGAGGCGGAGGAGGAUAUGGUGGAGGAGGAGGAGGAGGAAGAAAGAGUAGUGGUGGAGGUGGAGGAGGAUAUGGUGGAGGAGGAGGAGGAGGAGGAAGAAAGAGUAGUGGUGGAGGUGGAGGAGGAUAUGGUGGAGGAGGAGGAGGAAAGAGUGGUGGUGGAGGCGGAGGAGGAUACGGUGGAGGAGGGGGUGGAGGAGGAAAGGGCGGAGGUGGAGGAGGUAGCAGGUACGGCGGAAAAUGAAAGAACCACAAAGAAUUGGCGAGCAAAGAAUUGUCCGUUCCUCCUCCCUCCCCUCCACGGCUCGGCUGCGUCCCGGCUUCCCCGGCUUCCCCGGCGGCCCGGCGCCGUCCUGGCCGUUUCACGGCUUCCCGAUCCUGAUACCAUUCCUGCACAUACAUGCACAUUCCCAUCUUCAUUCUAGUGUAAGAGCAUAAACUUUCAAUAAAUUAUUUGU
Molecule: messenger RNA, 720 nt
Organism: Penaeus indicus
Lineage: Eukaryota; Metazoa; Arthropoda; Malacostraca; Decapoda; Penaeidae
Exons: 2
Coding region: 48-506 (152 amino acids)
Source: RefSeq, a predicted model, not a curated record